This is a messenger RNA of Penicillium cataractarum, 2568 nucleotides long. RefSeq lists its product as uncharacterized. The record is from RefSeq and is a predicted model, not a curated record. NCBI's taxonomy places the organism in Eukaryota, Fungi, Ascomycota, Eurotiomycetes, Eurotiales, Aspergillaceae. Gene Ontology annotation, molecular function: protein dimerization activity; DNA binding. The coding region runs from base 1 to 2568 and encodes 855 amino acids. The transcript is spliced from 4 exons.
AUGUUACAGAGUCAGGCCUCCUCUCAGUUCUCUGAUCAGUAUCCCUCAUCGGCUUUUGAGGAUAAUCCACGAGAUACUUUCUCCUUCUUCACAUCUGAUGGGCUGUUUAACCUCGACGGGCGCGAAACGCCAACUUCUACUCCUAACGUGAACUUACUCCGACCGGCGAUUCCUCCUGUUAUCCCAGAAACACUCGAACGCGUUGGUCCUCCUAAAAGGAAAAACUAUAUCCUCUGGACAGAAAUGGCGAAUGAGGAUUUCAUCGUCUGGUGGUUAAAGACGGAGUAUGGAAGUAAGAUGAAACGGAAUAUCUUUGAGGGUAGACGCAAUGCAGAAUGUUGGGACCACUUCUACCAGGUCGCUACUAUCCAGGAUGGGUCUCCUAAGGUAAUAUGCAAGAAUUGCGACCAUAUCCUUGCCCAUCCUGCCGAUAAGCGCCGGGGAACAUCUACUAUGAAUAGGCAUUAUUCGCAAGUAGGUACCUGUCGGAGAGGACCGACUCAGUCGCAAGAUAUUAGGAAGGCUAUCAAGAACGGGGCAUAUCUGUCGUCUCGUAAAGCAUCAUUUACGCCGCAAGCUUGGAUGGAAAGGUUAAUUACCUUUAUUGCUGCCUCGCGGCUACCCUUCCAGCUUAUUGAGCAUCCUGAAUUUCGCGCCCUUCUUGAGAUGGCCCGGCUUGCUCCCUGCUUCCCCGAAAUCCCAACUGCAACCACAGUCCGCCGUCAUCUUCAAGAGAUCGUGGAAGAACGCCAGUAUACUCUUCUACAGAAGCUUCCUAAUAGUGCUAAGCUCUCUAUUGCAUUAGAUUGCUGGACCUCACCAUUUCGCCAAGCUUUUAUGGCAAUAACGGGCUAUUUCAUUGACCAAGAGUGGAAUUACCGAGAGCUCUUGCUUGGCUUUGAACCUCUACAGGGCUCACAUACGGGGGCCUAUCUAAGCACUGUCCUGCUUGACCUUCUUGAGAAGCAUCGGAUUACUGAGAGGGUGUUAACUAUUACUACUGAUAACGCAUCUAAUAACGGAACAUUACUCGGUAGCCUUCAAGAGGUCGUCGAAUCCCUACAGCUACCUAGUAGUAUACCGGUUAUUCGUAUACCAUGUAUUGCACAUGUUAUACAGCUCAGUUUGAAGGAGCUCCUUGGUCAGAUGGACGCGAACCCAGGAAACGAGAGGGAAGAGAUUGAAUGGACCGAGAAAGGGCAUAUAGCUCGGCAAGAGAAUAGAAAGAUCGUGGAUACUCUGAACAAGGUUCGGAAGGUAGCAGUCUACAUCAACAAAAGUCCCCAGCGCCGCGAGAGCUUCAUAAGGCUUCAGACGAAAGAGCCUAAGCUUAUGCCUAUACAAGAUGUUCGGACACGAUGGAAUUCGACGUUCCUCAUGCUCAGGCGUGCCCGGCGAUUGCAGUCUGCCUUUGAUGACUUCUGUGUCCAAUUCAACCUCGCUGAUGUAAAGAUAGACAGAGAUAAAUGGCGACAAGUUGACUAUCUUCUGUCAAUCACUUAUCCCUUCUUCAAAUUCACUUCGUCUCUUUCGGCAACUACAGACGUGACUAUCCAUAACGUCUUUGGUAUCUAUAACGCCCUAUUCACACAUAUUGAUAAGGCGAAAGUGCAGCUAGCGCGAAAGAAGGUUGGUUGGAAGAGAGUGAUGAAGUCCGCGCUUGACCGUGCGCGCGAUAAGCUUACAGAGUAUUAUGGAAAGACUGAUGAUAUUCCUGGUGAUCUCUAUGCAAUUGCGACUAUCCUAGGACCACGGAACAAGCUAGAGUUCUUCACAACAUCUGAAUGGGAACCUCACUGGGGGCCUCGCUAUAAGCAGUCGCUAGAGGCUUACAUUCAGCCUUACCGGCAGCGCUACGAAGAGGCACAGUCUACAUCAACUCUCCAGCCCACAAUUCAAGACGUCUCUGACAUUGAUAUCCUUCUGAGACCUACUGUAUCUCUUCAGUCAAACGUGACGGCUCCAGAUGAGCUUACACGGUAUCUUAGAAGUAGUACUGUCGAAGCAACCCCUCUCGUUUUCUGGAAAGAACACCAAAAUGAAUAUCCUAUUCUGGCAAGCCUUGCUCGAGACAUCCUUACAACACCAGCCAGUGGUUCUGGCGUUGAGCGGUUAUUUAACUCUGCGCGUGAUAUCUGCCAUUAUCGCCGGGGCUCACUGAAACCGCAGACAAUCAAGGAAUUGAUGUUGUUUAUGUGUACAACAAAAUUUGACGUGGAGUCAGAGCAGCUUGCCCUAGUUGAUGAGUAUCUUUCUACGCAAGAGAAGCAAGCAAAGAAAGAGCAGAAGGACGCCCAGAAGAAAGAGGAACAAUUUGAUCCAAUUAGUGAUAACGAGGAAGACCUAUCCACUACUGAAGAUUCUGCCGAAACUAUCCAACUUCCUAGUGCGCGAGCGCUUGGAAAGAGAAGGGCUACCCCGGAUCAGCUAUUUGAACUUGACGAUGAUGACGAUGAGGUUCCCCUGCCUGAUAAUAGCCACUUAGAAGAAGGGAGGACUACUCAGAGGCGUUCAUCUGGGCGUGUUCCAAAGCGCUUGAGACAGGAUGAGGAUUUUGUAUAUCUUUAA